Messenger RNA from Rhea pennata, 4792 nucleotides. RefSeq names its product EGF domain specific O-linked N-acetylglucosamine transferase (gene EOGT). The transcript is spliced from 16 exons. Gene Ontology annotation, molecular function: protein O-acetylglucosaminyltransferase activity. Gene Ontology annotation, cellular component: endoplasmic reticulum lumen. NCBI's taxonomy places the organism in Eukaryota, Metazoa, Chordata, Aves, Rheiformes, Rheidae. The record is from RefSeq and is a predicted model, not a curated record. Bases 180 to 1763 code for a protein of 527 amino acids.
GCGCCGAGCCGCGCCGAGCCGCGCCGCCUCACCCGGCAGCAGCGGCGGCGACGCAGGUGCCCCCGCCGCUCUCGGAGGUCGCCGGGGCCGCCCCCCCCUCCCCCGGCAGAGCCUCAAGGCGGCCGCCGCCGCGCCGGCGCCUCUCCCGCCGCGGUCAGCUGCAGAACUUGUAGGUUGCCAUGUUAAUGUUGCUUGCUUUUGGAUUGCUACUGCAAGAAAUCCUGGCUAAUUCCCAAGAUGAAAAUCUUACUGAAUUCAAAAGCACUGUGGAAGAGCCAUCAUACAGCUACAGAACUAUCAACUUGCCCGAUGAGCAUAUUCCUUACUUUCUGCACAACAAUCAGCAUAUUGCCAGCAUCUGUAAGCAGGACUCUCUUUGCCCGUAUAAAAAAUACUUGAAGAAACUGAAAUCCUGCUGGGGUUAUGAGAAAUCCUGCAAAUCAGAAUACAGGUUCAGUUACCCGGUGUGUGAUUAUGUUGAAACUGGAUGGGCAAGUGACAUUGAGACAGCCCAACAGAUAUUCUGGAAACAAGCUGACUUUGGUUAUGUUCGAGAGAGGCUGAAUGAAAUGAAAACCCAUUGUAAGCCUGCAACAACAGGAGAUUCAUCUCUGACCUGUUCUCAGUACCUUCAGCACUGCAGAGCCACAAACUUGUACAUUGAUUUAAGAACUGCAAAGAGAAACCAUGACAGAUUCAAAGAAGAUUUUUUCCAGAAGGGAGAAAUUGGAGGUCAUUGCACCCUUAAUGUUCAAGCAUUUUUGGCUGAAGGUCAACGCAAGAGCCCUCUGCAGUCUUGGUUUGCAGAACUCCAGACAUUUACCACAUUAAACUUCAGGCCCCUAGAAGAUGGCAAAUGUGACAUUAUUAUUGAGAAGCCAACAUACUUCGUGAAGUUGGAUGCAGGUGUUAAUAUGUACCAUCACUUCUGUGACUUCGUCAAUCUUUAUAUUACACAACAUAUCAAUAAUUCAUUCAGUACUGAUGUCAACAUAGUCAUGUGGGAUACAAGCUCAUAUGGCUAUGGUGACUUGUUCAGUGAGACGUGGAAGGCAUUUACUGACUAUGAAAUAAUACACUUGAAAACCUUUGACUCUAAAAGGGUAUGCUUUAAAGAAGCAGUCUUCUCAUUACUGCCUCGAAUGCGAUAUGGCUUGUUUUAUAACACACCAUUGAUCUCUGGCUGUCAUGGUACAGGACUAUUUAGAGCAUUUUCUCAGCAUGUAUUACACAGAUUAAAUAUCACACAAGAAGGACCAAAGGAUGGGAAAAUUCGAGUCACAAUACUUGCACGCAGUACAGAUUACCGGAAAAUAUUGAAUCAGAAUGAGCUUGUGAAUGCUUUGAAAACAGUAUCGACGUUGGAGGUCAAAGUGGUAGACUACAAGUACAAGGAACUUGAAUUUUCAGAGCAAUUGAGAAUUACACAUAACUCUGAUAUAUUCAUUGGGAUGCAUGGAGCUGGACUUACCCAUUUGCUUUUUCUGCCGGACUGGGCUGUUGUUUUUGAGCUGUAUAAUUGUGAAGACGAACGUUGUUACCUGGAUUUAGCAAGGCUGAGAGGCAUUCACUACAUCACUUGGCAAAAAAGGAAUAAAGUAUUUCCUCAAGAUCAGGGACACCACCCAACACUGGGAGAACAUCCAAAAUUUACAAACUAUUCCUUUGAUGUGGAAGAAUUUAUGUACUUGGUUCUUCUGGCUGCAAAUCAUGUUUCACAACAUUCCAAGUGGCCAUUUAGGGUAAAACAUGAUGAAUUCUAAAUUAGACUUCAGACUGAAAUAUUAUUUUAAAUAAUGCUUCAUAAAGAUAUUGUAACAACAUAAAGCAAAAUGCUGGUGUGAAAUAUGUAAACCUCUAGGAGGGAAACAAUCCAUUUUUAAUUUGUCAAACCAGUUCAUGACACCAUACUGUAUCUUCGUAUUCCUCCUCUUUAAUUUUAGUGGUUUUCCAUAUGUAAAAGCUAUCAGGACUUCUUCUGCUCUAUUCUUGCAUCCCAAAUUCUGAACUAUUAGUUCAUUAAAAAAAAUAGUCUGUACAUUUCAUGUAACGUUAUCUUGGGUAGGUAUUUGUCUUGUAGUAAUUUAUGCUUGUUAUGUGAAGUGGGGAAAUGCUAGAGGAUGGAGAGUAGUACGUAUUGAUUUCUCAAUAUAGUCUCUAUGAGAAUGAAAUAGGCCUAUCACAGAGUUCUUCUGUUCCUCUUUAAGAGCUGGAUGCUUUUAUACUGUAGUAGUGUACCUCCAAGUGAAAAUCUGGAAAGGACUUGACUUGUCUUCCUGUUAUAAGACACUGGUCAGUAUAUCUUUUGUGGUCAGGUUACAUGUCAGGUUGCAGUUUCAGUACGGCCAGUUAGUUCCUUUCAGUCACCAUCCAUGUUAUUGCAAUUCUUGGCCCUGUAUCACUUCUAGAUUUGAAGAUCUUGCUUUGUAAAAUAAUAGUUUUAAGAAUGAAGUGGUUAAGCAAACUUGUAACUUUUCUUGUUUGAUGUAGCAGACACUGCAGCCUCCUAUUUCAAACUUAGACACAUUUUCAAGAUAGAGCGCAGUAUAUCUUAUAUUUUCAUAUCAAAAAAAAAAAAAAAAAAAAAAACUUUGUGACUCUUUCCCCUCUUCUCAUUUUAAAAAUAGUUUUAAAUGUAACAGGUUUGCUCAGUAAGUUUAGUCAGUGAUCUUCCAAAGCACAUAAGGCUUUUCCUAAGUGAAUAUUUACAAACUUCUAGUAAUCCAGGUAUUUCCUACUUUUUCACAUAAAAAUAUACUUUUGCAAUGGAAAACUUGAGAAAAUUGGAAUAAAACUUAAGGUUUUUUUUGAGAAUGCUAAAGAGAAUGGACUACUGGUAUUAUGACAAACGAUAAGGUAUGUAGGGUGUUUUGCAGCUGAAGGGAAAUGAAGUCAUGAGGAACUUAAUUCCUGGGACCAUAUCUCAGUAAUCAUCAGCCUGAUCUCAGUAAUAUUCUUUUCUCACAAGGUUCUGCCAGUCUUUCUGAAACCAGUAUCCUAGCUCACUGUUUUCAAUAAAGACAAUAUUAAGCCAAAACUCAGUGUUCUGUAAAAUUUCCACCUGGAGCUGGCAUCUUUAUGCUAGUGAAACAAAUGUGAGUAGUUCUGUUGUCUUAAAUGGGGCCAGAAGGAUAUAUGUAAAAAAACAAGUUCCAUGAGAUAAAAAGCCAGAGUUCUGUGUUACACUAGUAUAUAUUUUUUUGAUAAUGUAUUCUAAUGACACACUUGCAGUAUAGUCAUACACAGUUUCAGUGGCUUGAAGCAAAGCAUAUGUUUGUAUGCAAAAGCAAGACAGUGUCAGAAUAAAUGUAAAAACUUCAGUGGAAUAAUUGUAGGUAUUAUUGACUUCCAGUCUCUUAAGAGUCGUAGGGAAUUUCACAGAUUGUAGGUAUGUUUACUGACUUGCCUACACUGGCAAAGAUGAGUUACUAUAAGUGUAACUUUCAUACAGAUCUCUCGUGACUUUAAGCAAUGCAUAGGAAGAGCCAAAUAUCGCUGAAACACAGAAUCUAUUAAGGUAUUUGGUGCAAUUUUUAGUUUAGUGCAUGCAUAACUGAUGGUAAAACUGUUUUGCUUUAAAGAAUCAUGGAAGCAAAAUUGCACUUCUUGAUACGAAAAAAAUUGCUUUCUUUGAGAAAUGCAGUUUCCUGUACGUGUUUGUGUUUUUUUUAUCUUGUGGGGUUUUUUUAAAGAAAAAUAUGUAUAAAACUUAAGUCAGUGAAGUGUACAAGUUUGAAAGAAAUAUCUCCAAGUAAAGAAGACACUUAACUAUGAAUGAUGCACAGAUAUAUUUGAUAAAAAACUUUUUAUUAAAGAAUAUAUUGUAGAGCUUUUGAUCAUCAUUUGCCAGGUUUUGUAGGCAAAUGUUUUAAAUGCUCUUAAUUGCAUAGCAUCAUGUCUAUCUUUUUCUGCCAUGACAACCUGAUGUUCAGCUGUCCAAACUGACAUUCAGAUUGGUAGAGUUUUGAGGAAAAUUUUUGUGUAUAUUUAACUUUCUGUACUGCAGGUGAUGCUGUUAAAGCCAGCUUGAAUGCAAGCACAUGCUUGAAUCUUUGCAGAAGCAGCAGCCCACUUGCUGAUGAGGAAUUUCUAUUUCAAGCUGUGUUAGGAUUCACUAAAAUAAGUAGUUGAACAGAUGCCUGAAUGCAUGGAUGAGAGGCUGUGGGGACUUAAUCUAGGGGCAAAAUAUCCUGCCAACACUCUCCAAUUUCAGUAAACUUGAGUGCAAUGUCAACAUUUGAUAACGUGUUCUUCAGUGUUUAUGGGUUAGUAUUACUGGGAUGAAAACAGUAUUUUGGUUAUUUAGCUUUACAAAUAGUCAUACAAUUAUGUUGGCAGAAGAAAGAGGUUUGGUUGGACUAAUGGAAUUUUGCCCAGAAAUCCCCAGAGAGAACUUGGGCAGCAGCAAAGAUUUAGUUCACAUGACCUUCUUCAAGAGGGUUUGGGUCAACUCAGUCUGCCUGGAAAUCAGAAUUUGAUGGAAUCCAUGAGGCUUUCCAGGCCACUUCUUCUUUAGGUAGGGUAUAGCUUUGGAUUUUAUUUUCCUAACAGACUGUGGGAGUUUUGUUCCUUGCUACUUUUGAUUUUUGUGUCUCUAGUGUUGUGGUGAUUCCUUUUCACUACCGUAAGUUUAGAGUCUGUGUUCAAAUGCACAUUGGCAUAAGCAUGAUAAAUUGAGCUUUGGCACUUAAUGAACGUUGCCAGUCCCGAGUACUUUCAGAAUUGCUUGUGAUUCAUGUACAAUUUAAACUGAAAUUCUUUUUUUUUUAAUAAAAAUUAACAUGUAGAUGUA